UUGACGUGUUCGGCGAUGAUGAGGCAAAGCGCAUUGUCGUGCAGUGAGCGCACCUCGCCGUUCCUUUAGGAUAGACUGACUACGCACUGAAGGAGCUCCUAUCGCCUAGGAGCCUUUCAGAUAUAAAGCAAAUUGCGAAAAUUAUCUUGUGUCUUGUGUGGGACAACACUGAUACGACGGAGAACCAUAAGAAUCAUUUUUUGGGCACGCUAUUUAGCAAUGGAUGAAAAGCAUUGACAGCGCUGGUAGAAGAUGAAGAGAUGAGCAACUGGCUUGUAGCAGAUAAAGUGACUGAACCACAAUACAGUAGCUAUGUUGACUUAUCUUUUGUGUGAAACAUACAUUUGUUUUAUGUAUUGCACAGUCUGACAACGUUUUUGGGGCAUGGGACCUUAUUUUAAUUUUCGUUAUUAGACCAUUUUGAUGCACGACCAUUUGAACUCCUGUAGUUACAGCAGUGGAGCUGACAGUAAAUGAGAGACCGUCACGAUGCCCCCGGGGGAGUAUGGGAUGCUGGGCGAGUGGGAGAAGGAGGGGGACCAUGACAUCAUGAUGGACUUCCUGCUGCCCACCGGGAUCUUCCUGAAAUUCCCUGUGUCUCGCAAUGACACCAUCGGGGCCAUCAAAAAAAUGGUGUGGAGGAACGCUAGCAGCGAGCCCCUGUAUGGAGCGCUGAGCGACGCGGACGCUUACGUGUUCACCUGCAUCAACUCGACGGCAGAGCGUGAGGAGCUAGAAGACGAGACCCGUCGUCUGUGUGAUGUCAGGCUCUUCAUGUCUGUCCUGAGGCUGGUGGCCCGGGAGGGUGACCGUGUGGAGAAGCUCACCAACACCCAGAUCAGCCUGCUGAUUGGCAAAGGUCUGCACGAAUUUGACUCCCAGAAGAACCAUGAGGUGAACGAGUUCAGGGUGAAGAUGCGGUCAUUCUGUGAAGAGAAGGCCCAGUACCGCCAGCGGUUGCCAUGGUACCAGUGGAUGGAGUACAGCUUCUCGUGUGAUCUAGAGCCAUGUGUUUCCCUGGCAGAGCCUGGGGGCAUCAAGACAAAAGGCACUAAGAAGAUCUUUGUCAAUGUCAAGUUUGAGGCCAGCGAUGAAAGCUUUAUGCUUCAGCAGGAGCCCCAGGACCUGCCGGUGAUCUUAAUGCGGAGUGCCCUAAAGAAGAAGGCCACUGUGUUUCGCUCAGUGCGACAGGAGAAGCCAGAGGACUACACUUUACAGGUCAAUGGGAGGUGGGAAUUCAUAUACGGGAAAUACCCCCUGUGCCAGUUCAAAUACAUCUUCUCCUGUUUGAGAGGGGGUCAAACCCCCCACCUGACCAUGGUUCAUCACUCCACCAUUGUCAAAUACCAGGAGGAGCAGGGCUGCCUGGGCAGCCAGCUGUCCAAGAGUCGCUCCUUGUCUAAGCCCCCCCCUCUACCCGUGAAGAAGCAGAACACGUCGUCUUUGUGGUCCAUUGAGGAGCCUUUCCACAUUCACUUGCUACAAGGCUACCGAGUCAACGCAGAUGAAGGAAUGAAGCUGGUCGUCCAGGCAGGUCUGUUCCACGGCAGUGAGCUGCUGUGUAAGGUCGUGACCAGUGGUGAGGUUAACGUGUGCUCCGAGCCCUUGUGGGACCAGAAGCUGGUGUUUGACAUCAGCGUGAGCGACCUGCCUCGUAUGAGCCGCCUGUGCUUUGCUCUCUACGCCGUCAUCGAGAAGGCCAAGAAGCCCCGCUCCACCAAAAAGAAGAACAAGAAAGCUGACUGUCCACUAGCCUGGGUAAACACCAUGGUGUUUGACUAUAAGGAUCAGCUGAAGACUGGGGAGUUCCUUCUCUCCACCUGGCCUUCAGUCCCUGAUGAUAAAGGCGACCUCUUGAAUCCAAUGGGCACAGUGGAGAAAAAUCCCAACGUUGAUAGUGCAGCAGGACUCCUCAUUCACUUCCCCAAUAUCCGACCUCACCCUCUCUACUACCCCCAUUUCGACAAGUUGAGGGACCUAGAAAAAAAUGGAGGGAAGGUUAUAGCCACCAAGGUAGAGCAUAUGAAGCUAAAGGAAAUAGUAGACAAUAAGAACUACACAGAGUUCUUUGAGGACGAGAAAGAGCUUCUGUGGAAGCUACGCGGUGUGGUGCGGGAGCGCUACCCAGAGAGUCUGUCCAAACUUCUCCUCAUCACAAAAUGGAAUAAGCACGAGGAUGUAGCACAGAUGGUGACAUUUCUGCAGAAAUGGCCGGACCUCCCUGCUCUCCAUGCCCUGGAGCUGCUGGACUACAGUUUCCCUGACCCAAUGGUCCGCUCUUUCACCAUCAGAUGCCUAAGGAAGCUGAGAGAUGAGGAGCUGCUCCAGUACUUGCUGCAGUUGGUUCAGGUUCUGAAGUAUGAGUCUUACCUGGACUGUGACCUUGCUACUUUUCUGCUGGAGAGAGCCCUCUCCAACAAGAGGAUAGGUCACUUCCUCUUCUGGCAUCUCAGGUCAGAAAUGCACGUAUCCUCGGUCAGUCUGCGUUUCGGCCUGAUUCUAGAGGCUUACUGCAGGGGCAACAUCUAUCACAUCAAGUGCUUAUGGAAACAGAACGAGGCACUGAACAAGAUGAAGGCUCUGAAUGACUUUGUGAAGUCGGGCUGGCAGAAGACAUCGCGCCAGCAGAUGACAGAUGACAUGAAGCUGUGUAUCAAACAGGAGGCCUACAUGGAGGCCCUCUCAUAUCUGCUGUCCCCGCUCAAUCCCAGCAUCAUGCUCUCAGAGAUUUGUGCGGACAGAUGCAAGUUCAUGGACUCCAAGAUGAAGCCCCUGUGGCUCAUGUACAAGAACAAAUGGGUGCAGGGGGACGCUGUGGGCAUAAUCUUCAAGAACGGAGAUGAUCUCCGACAAGACAUGUUGACCCUCCAAAUGAUCCAGCUGAUGGAAAUCCUUUGGAAGAAAGAGGGACUAGAUCUAAGGAUGAUCCCCUACGGCUGCCUCUCCACCGGGAACAAGACAGGCCUCAUUGAGGUGGUGAAAAACUCAGACACCAUCGCCAACAUCCAGCGCAACAACAGCAACAGUGCCGCGACUGCUGCCUUCAACAAAGACGCUCUGCUCAACUGGCUUAAAUCCAAGAACCCAGACAGGGAUAAACUUGACCAGGCCAUUGAGGAGUUCACACUAUCAUGUGCUGGUUACUGUGUAGCCACUUACGUGUUGGGUAUCGGUGAUCGCCACAACGACAAUAUCAUGAUCAAGGAGACUGGGCAGCUGUUCCACAUUGACUUUGGGCACUUUCUGGGAAACUUCAAGAGCAAAUUUGGGAUCAACAGGGAACGUGUGCCUUUUAUUCUGACGUACGACUUUGUCCACGUCAUCCAACAAGGGAGGACCAACAACAGUGAGAAGUUUGAAAGGUUCAGAGAGUGCUGUGAGCAGGCCUAUAAGAUCUUGUGUCGCAAUGGGACUCUGUUUGUUAACCUGUUUGCCAUGAUGAAAGCAGCCGGACUGCCUGAGCUGAGCUCCUUCAAGGACAUCCAGUACCUAAAGGACUCAUUGGCUUUGGGGAAAUCGGAGGAAGAAGCGCUGAAGAAUUUCAAAGUCAAGUUUAACGAAGCUCUGAGAGAGAGCUGGAAGACCAAGGUGAACUGGAUGAUGCACUCUCUUGCCAAAGAUAGCAGACUUUGAAUAAAAGCCACUGCCCGGAGAAGCGUUCUGAACCUUAAUACCCCUGAUUUGUCGAUCUGAUCAGGGUUUUCAGCUUAUGGAGCCAAAAGGAAUGAAAAUGCACUGAAGUCUUUGUCGUAAAAUAAGAGCAAUUGGCAAUGUUUUACAGAUGUUUACACCUGACUGGCAGUCAUGGUUAUGGUUUAUGAACUGAUGCAAAACUGCAAGUACUUGUUGACAGUCACAUUUCAUUGGGAGUAAUUGCCAUUGUUACUAUAUCAUACAGACAGUACAGGGUUGAAAAUCAUUUGCACGUGGGCACGCCCCAUGUCAACCAGACCUAUCACCACAUGAAUAGCGCCCUGAAAGUGACAAUCUCAAACCAAAUUGGGAGCAAACAACAUAAUAAUGAUGCCUAAUGAAACAAUGUAUGAACAUUUUGUCAGGAGAGUAGUAAGAGAGAGGAGUUAAAUUAUAUGUGAAAUACUGUAAUAGGAGAUUGAUUAAAUGACUUGAUAAGUUUUUUUGCAUUGAUUAUAGUUAAAUGACCAGGCCAGAGAGAGGUACGUAGGACCUCAAGUGUUUCAUGCGGUUUACAUUCAUUCUAUGAUUUUUUUUAUUUUUUUUUACUUUUGAAUUUUAUUAUUUUCAUUGAAAUAUACUGUAUCCUCUGUUUUACAGUGAGCUCCAAAAGUAUUGAUACGUUGUUUUGCUGUUUUGGCUCUGUACUCCAGCACUUUAGAUUUGAAAUUACACAAUGACUACGAGGAUAAAGCACAUACUGUCAGCUUUAAUUUGAGGGUAUCUUCAUCCAUAUCGGGUGAACCAUUUAGAAAUUACAGCACUUUUGUAAAUAGUCCCCCCAUUUUAGGGGAAAGUAUUGGGACAAAUUAAAUUAUGUGUAUUUAAGUAAGAAAAAGUGAAGUAGUCGGUCCCAUAUUCGUAGCGCGCUGUGACUACAAAUUGGUUGGAUGCAUUUGCUGUUUGUUUUUUGUUGUGUUUCAGAUUAUUUUGUGGCCCUAUUAGAAAUAAAUGGGGAAUAAUGUAUUUGGGGGAUGAUACUUGUGCAUCUGUAAAUUUCUCACUCAAUCAUUAUUCAUGAUUCAUUCAGAAUUAUCCGUAAUCAUGGUAGCAAUCCACAUUAAUGUAGAAGUGUUUAGAAACAUAUUCUAUUCUUAUUUACAAUAAAAGUGAGUCCAAAAUUACUCUACAUUAUUUACCAUCAAUUUCUAUUGGGCACAAAAUAAUCUGAAACACAACCAAAACAAACAGCAAGGGCCUCCAACAAAUGUGCAGAGUCACAAGCUUGAUGUUGUCAUUGUGUGCUAUGAAUAUGGGACAAAAUACUUACAUUUUUACUACUUAAAUACACAAGUGAAUUUGUCCCAAUACUUUUUGUCCCUUACAAUUGGGGGACUAUGUACAGAAAGUACUGUAAUCUCUAAACAGUUAACCCAAUAUGGAUGAAAAUACCCUCAAAUUAAAGCUGACAGUCUGCACUUUAACCACAUAGUCAUUGUAUAAUUUCAAAUCUAAAAUGCUGGAGGACAGUUUGCACUUUAACCUCAUAGUCAUUGUAUAAUUUCAAAUCCAAAGUGCUGGAUGACAGUCUGCACUUUAACCGUAUAGUCAUUGUAUAAUUUCAAAUCCAAAGUGCUGGAGUACAGAGACAAAAACGAAACAAUUUGUCACUGUCCCAAUACUUUCGGUGCUCACUGUAUUUAAAGUCUUGAAAGUGUGUUAAAUGUUUUUGUACAAAGAAUCAAGCUUUCUUUGUAAAGGUACUUUUUAGGUUUUGACAUGAUAAUGUUAUGGAAUAAGGUCUUAUUUGUCUAUUGUGUAUGUAUGAGAUUUUGCCAUCUGGGAUGUUUUAUACCUUGUGGAAUGAGAUACCCCAGUCUGUUGUUUGUAACAGAGAUGGAGUCAAGAGUAUAUUUCCUUCAACAACAUUGCAUUCCAGCCCUGCUCCUACAUAAGUAAAGCAAGACGUUUUGCCAGCCAGGAUUUUGAGUCACUGCUACUUGGCCAUUUAACUCAGGAGUUGAUAUUCAUACGGUCUUGUCAGAGACUAUUACACGAGACCCAGACCCAUACACUGGUGCCAGGACUCAAGCCCAAAACUUGGACAGUGAUCCCCAGACCAAGUGAUCUUGUGUGGUUCUUCAGACCAAGACCACAAGCUUGAGUCUAUAAUAAAUUUGUAAUAAGCCAUAGCUCUUUAUCUCAAGUGUUGCUCUUCAAUGUCUCUAUGUGGUGUCAUUAUACAUAAGCUACCUGCUACAUGCUGUGAAAUGAUGUAGGGUCGAUUCUCAUGAUAGGUCAGUUGAAUUGAUCUACAAUACCUUGAAGAAAAUGCAGGGACAGUUCUGUAUGUUUUAGCUUUCAGAUAUGCACUGUAUGUUGUCCCCAGUGGCAGUCCUGACCUAUGUGCCUAUCUAUGCCUUUUACUUUUAUGCUUGAGAAAAUUAUUCUAGAAAAUAAUACUGUACAUACCUAGCGGGCUUUAUCUCUCUCAUCUCAAAAUGCUGUGUCAAUGCUGUGUAGAGUGACUGAUGUUCUGUGAAAACAAACCAUGAUAUUACUGUAUUAAUGUACAUUUGUCGUUGAAUUAUACAUUCUGUAUCUAUUCUCUCCUGAUUAGAGUAUACUGUGGACAGAAUCCACUAAUGAUUAUUUUAACCAUAGGAUGUGUGUGUGGGGGGAGGAAGCGUUGCUAUUGAGCACUGGUGCCUAUAUUUAAUUGAUUUAUAUUGUAUGUCCAUUAUUUUCUGUUGUUGCAGAUUGCAAACAAGGGUCAAUUGUAAAACAUAGGGCAUUGCUGUGUGGAACACUGAAAAGCAUGAAUUGAAGAAGAGCUUUUAUAUGCAUUCCAUUGCGUAACCUGCUCAGUAAUAUCUGCACUGAAUGUUAAUAUAGCCAGGUAAAUGGAUAUUUUAAUAAAUUACUAUGUUUUAGUAUUUUGUUCAUUAGUCCACAAUCCCAUAUCUUGUAUUUGCAUGUCAGCAGUCAACUUUUCAAGAUGGAGCACUUUCAGUACAGACUAAAAACUGUGAUCAUGCGUUUAUUUUGAAAACUUGACUGCUAACAUGUAGUCAAAAAACAAGAUUUUAAAUAGAUUUUUACACUGAGGUUGGAAUAAUACUGGGAAAAUUAUGAAAAUGCCCUUCUAGUUUGAAAAGACCACCUGAAAUGUCAGCCUGUUAUGGUGGGAUGGCGUUUUGGCCUGCCUGGUGACAUCACCAGGUUAAUUAGUCCAAAUUUCUCUGCCAAUAACAUCUAGUUUUCUGUUUUUACCGCCCCAUUCCCAGACAGUCCUAACAAAAUUCUUGCUUGAGAAAUUGCACUUUGCUAAGAAGCAAUUUUUGUUUAUUUUUUACUACUUUAAUUGAAAACAAUCACAGUAAGGUAUUUAAUUGUUACCCAGAAAGGAUUUGAUAUUUAGAUAAAACGUCUGCAUUGGACCUUUAACAGUGGAAUAAUGAAUAAAUGACCAAUAGUUUUGAGUAAGAUGAUCAUUUAAGUCAGGGCUCUCCAGCCCUGUGCCUGGAGAGCUACCAUUCUGUAGUUUUUUUCUCCAACCCUAAUCUACCGCAACGGGUUGGAUUGAAUACCUACAGGAGUGUCACUCUCCAGGAACAGGGUUGGAGAGAACUGCUUUAAAGGUGUUCCAGAAUACCCAUAUUUCCAGAAUAGCCAUAUAUUUUUAAAGGCCAGUGUGGAGCAAGAUGUCUUUGUUAAGCAUAUGUGCCUUUUUGGUUUUCGCUAUUGAUAAUCUUUAUGUGCUGUGAAAUACAUGACCGUGUCUUUAUUAUUAUUACGGCCAUCAUUAUCAUCAAUAUUAUUGUCAUCAUUAUCAUUUCAAGCUUUAUAAAUUGAUGGUGGACAGCCUCUGUGCUUUUCAUUGCAGCAUCUUUUUAUGAUCAAAUAUAUUUGUAUUUAUGACCAGGGCUCUGAACAUGUGCAUAGACUUAUUCUGAAAAAAAUAGGAAUUUGAGAACCAUAGUUAAUUUCCCAUGAACCUUGUGCUCGCAAGUAUACUGGAUUGGCUGGAAAUGUAUCCCUGCUUUUGAACUACCUGAAUCAAUUAUCUGAAUGAGUAAUACUAUUAAUCAAUGUUUUACCAUCAUGAAGUUCAAGUGAUAGACUCAAACAUACUGUGUUAUACCUAUUCAAGUUAAUGCGCUUUAAGGCUCUUUCAACUCAACACAAAUACACUGUAGACUUGAAGGAGGGAGGGCCUUUGUUUUUCAUUUGGCAUUUGCUAAUUUGUUUAAAUCAUGUGGAAUCAAGUUUGUGAAAUAAAAAGGGGACACUA
Messenger RNA from Oncorhynchus masou masou (cherry salmon), 7927 nucleotides. RefSeq names its product phosphatidylinositol-4,5-bisphosphate 3-kinase, catalytic subunit delta (gene pik3cd). The coding region runs from base 490 to 3633 and encodes 1047 amino acids. Gene Ontology annotation, cellular component: phosphatidylinositol 3-kinase complex; cytoplasm; plasma membrane. Gene Ontology annotation, molecular function: 1-phosphatidylinositol-3-kinase activity; 1-phosphatidylinositol-4-phosphate 3-kinase activity. The record is from RefSeq and is a predicted model, not a curated record. Lineage: Eukaryota; Metazoa; Chordata; Actinopteri; Salmoniformes; Salmonidae. Gene Ontology annotation, biological process: cell migration; phosphatidylinositol-3-phosphate biosynthetic process; phosphatidylinositol 3-kinase/protein kinase B signal transduction. The transcript is spliced from 23 exons.